AUGCCACUCGGGGAGAAUGGAGCCCACCGGCGUGGUGAUGGAACUGCGUCGAAAAGGGGACGGAUCUUGCGGCUUAGAAACAUCAUCAGGAACAAGGUCCGGACGGGUCGUCAACGUACCCAGGCGGCAACUCCAGACCCGCAGCAGAUGGAGAAAACAGAUGUGCAGAUGAGAGUAAACGACCAACCAGCACUGAUGCGAGGUUCACCGAGUCGUCGCGCGGAAACGGUAAAUCUCUACAAAGGGAAGAUCAAAGGACUUACAAGUAAUGGCCACAUUCGACGCAGGUCCCUGAACACCACCAAGAGUAUAGCAGAAUCCAAAGGAGUUCCGGACCCCCCUCUGCUGGGCGACAUCAUCGACGUCCCCACGACAGAUUUGGCUGCCGAACAUAGCGACAACGAUUCACCUUUUGGCUCUCUUACGAAAUCGUUCGUUAGCGCGGUAGAGAAACUCGAUUUCUACUCCACGCUUCCACGAAACAUGUCCUUCCUUCGCUCAAGGUCGUCUCUCUUCGACCUAAAGAAGGGAGACAAAGCUGUCAGUAGCCCGCAAAAGCCAGGUCAACUUUUCCCACCCAUCUCGCCAUCGAAACCUGCACCGCCGAUCAGCCAACCGAUAGCUGCGUCGUCUCGGGCAAAAGUGUCCGCCUUCUCGACUCCGGGAAGCAAAGCAAGGCGUCGCCCGCCAGUACCACAGCGGGGUGUACCAUCGAUUACGAAUACCUCGGAUGCCAGAUCGAAGCGUGACGCACUUGCUGCCGGCCGAUCUGUCUUGUCUCCGAUAGUGUUCUCGAACGAGAAGAUCGGCUAUGUAGCGUCCGCAGCCGAAUUCGGGGAACCUGAAGGUGUCAACCCUUUGAGAAUGCAUCCACCGGGUACCAUGGUUGUUCCGCUUGCCGUUGCAAAUCCGACGGUCCCGACCAUACCGGCAGACGGCAGUACUCCUCAAGCUGGUUCCCGGCCGCAGGCAACGACUCCGGCAGCAGAGAUGGACACUGACUCCGACUCUAUCUCGCUUGAGGAUGCUCCGAUAUACUCGCCAUCACUCGGCGAUCUCAGCCAGUAUGCUCGUGAUACACCUCGAUCGGGAAGAAUUGCACUUUCUGACACCGGCAAAGCUCAGAUUGCAGCCCCAACACCUACCCGAAGUCCCAUCAAGAACCGUAAUUCAGCCAAGGGACAAUCCGGUUUGUUGAAGAAAAGCAGGAGUGGUGUCAGUUUAUUCUCGAGAUCCAAAGCUGAUAACAAGUCAAGGGUCACUGGCGGACCUUUGCACCAACGUGACGCGAAUCAAAAAAUGACUAAUAUUGCAGGAAACGUGGUCAAGAAGAGCAGGAGUGUACACUUUGGAGGACUUUUCAGAAAGGAUGAGCAUGUCGAUUUACAGCCGUCGUCGGUCCCAGCUUCUCCGUUCCAGCCGGCAACGCCUUCCCCACUGAGAAAGGUGAUGCGCUAUGGUAGUCAGUCGACGGGAGGUGGCAGCUCUCCUACGGCAUUGUCGGGGAGGAAGUAG
Molecule: messenger RNA, 1515 nt
Organism: Cladophialophora yegresii CBS 114405
Lineage: Eukaryota; Fungi; Ascomycota; Eurotiomycetes; Chaetothyriales; Herpotrichiellaceae
Exons: 1
Coding region: 1-1515 (504 amino acids)
Source: RefSeq, a predicted model, not a curated record